Molecule: messenger RNA, 4340 nt
Organism: Coregonus clupeaformis (lake whitefish)
Lineage: Eukaryota; Metazoa; Chordata; Actinopteri; Salmoniformes; Salmonidae
Product: E3 ubiquitin-protein ligase NRDP1
Exons: 7
Coding region: 195-1151 (318 amino acids)
Biological process (GO): tumor necrosis factor-mediated signaling pathway; regulation of canonical NF-kappaB signal transduction; protein K63-linked ubiquitination
Cellular component (GO): plasma membrane signaling receptor complex
Molecular function (GO): ubiquitin protein ligase activity
Source: RefSeq, a predicted model, not a curated record
GUGAGGGCUGGACGUCGAAAUGUGACAGGAAUCAAGAAAAAAAAUGGAUAUCGUGCUGGCAUGCUAACCCAAAUACUGACGCAAACGUAAUUUAAAAGACCAUCUAACCAUUUAUUGUUAUAUCAACAGGAGGGCUGAGGAUUCUGGCCCAAGGAAGGAAAGACACUGGUUGUAGUUGGAUCCGGUGAUGUGCCAUGGGCUACGACAUCACCCGGUUCCAGGGGGAAGUGGAUGAGGACCUGCUGUGCCCCAUCUGCAGUGGAGUCCUAGAGGAGCCCGUGCAGGCCCCUCACUGCGAGCACGCCUUCUGCAAUGCCUGCAUCACCCAGUGGUUCUCCCAGCAGCAGAUCUGCCCCGUGGACCGCAGUGUGGUGACACUGGCCCACCUGCGCCCCGUGCCCCGCAUCAUGCGCAACAUGCUGUCCAAGCUGCAGAUCAACUGCGACAAUGCCGGCUUCGGCUGCACCACCGUGCUGCGCCUCGACCAGCUGCAGUCGCACCUCAGGGACUGCCAGCACAACCCCAAGAGGCCCGUCCAGUGCAGGCAGGGCUGCGGACUGGAGAUGCCUAAAGACGAGGUGUCCAGCCACAACUGCAUCAAACACCUGCGCAGCGUGGUGCAGCAACAGCAGGGCAAGAUCACCGACCUGGACAAGACUGCUGCUGAACACAAGCACCAGCUAGCAGAGCAGAAACGGGACAUCCAGCUGUUGAAGGCAUACAUGAGGGCCAUCCGCAGUGCCAACCCCAACCUGCAGAACCUGGAGGAGACCAUUGAGUACAAUGAGAUUCUAGAGUGGGUGAACUCCCUCCAGCCGGCGCGCGUCACGCGCUGGGGCGGCAUGAUCUCGACACCGGACGCUGUCCUCCAGGCGGUCAUUAAGCGCUCGCUCAUCGACAGUGGCUGCCCGCCUUCCAUCGUCAACGACCUGAUCGAGAACGCCCACGAGAGGAACUGGCCCGCCGGCCUGGCCACACUGGAGACGCGGCAGAUGAACCGGCGCUACUAUGAGAAUUACGUGGCCAAGCGUAUCCCGGGGAAACAGGCAGUGGUGGUGAUGUCCUGUGAGAACCAGCAUAUGGGGGAGGACAUGAUCCUGGAGCCAGGCCUGGUCAUGAUCUUCGCCCACGGGGUGGAGGAGAUACUAUGACCCGGCUGAUGGUGGUGGAGAGCAGAGGGGAGACUUCUGACUGACCUGAACUGAGGAGAAGAGGGGGCAGGGGAUGCUAUAACACUAUGGCUGCAUCCCAAAUGGUACCUUGUUCCCCAAGGGCCCUGGUCAAAAGUAGUGCACUAUAUAGGGAAUAGGGUGCCUAUAACACAGUAAGAGUAGGGGAAGAUCCAAUGACAAAGCAGGGAUUGGGGAGAUAUGACACCAGUAGAAGGGUAUAGGGCAGGGGGUCGGCAACAGGCGGCCCGCGAGCCAAAACCAGGCCGCAAGUGAUUUUUAUUUUUGGCCUCCUAAAGCUUUUAGCAAUUUCUUUAGGAUUUUAGUUUUUGGGUCCAAAAAAAUACUAAAAUCAGCAGGAAUUCAGCAAAAAAUCUGUUGAAUUUAGGAAAUCUGUUAAAGUAUUCCCACUAAUAAAUAAAGAGAGCUGUGAUCGUGUCUCACUGUAAUCAAGUGAUCAAAUGCAAUCUCUUUUUGGGCUUAGUUGUGGUCAAUUUGCAGUGUACAAAUGAUCAUUAUGUUCUGGCCCCCCCGACCAUCCGCUCUGACAAAAAUCGGAAUCUAGUUGCCUAUACCAUGACAAAUCAAGAGGGUUGGAGGGACAGGGAAAAAUAUAACAGGGGUCUCCAACUAAGAGGGUAGAGGAAAUAGAAGUGAAGGAAAACAUCCCGAAGGAGACACAGUCAGCAUUCCUCCGCUCUCUGCCUUAAACAACAAUUAUUUAGAGAAAUGAAAACUAACAAGGAUUUAUCAAUAAAGUGCAUAGGAAGGAAGAUUUAAAAUGUUAAUUUCAAAAGAGAAACAAGAUUGUAGCCUAAUCUGCCUUCUCCCUGCCCCCUCAAAAUAUCCCAUUGGCUCAGAUGUGUAAUGAGCUAGCUCAUACCCCCCCAUGGCCUCCAGCUGUGUGUGAUUUCACCGCUGAACGUAAAUACAGAGCACGUGGAUCGCCAUUUUUUUGCAAGGACCAAUUACAUUUUCCAUCAUUACAGUAUCACAUUUAAUAUCAUGGUAUCACCUUCCCCUUUGUCAACAACAGACCUUGUUCCUCCUCGGGAUGCAGAGCAAAUCAGGAAUGCCACUUCUGAUAAAAGGAGUAGUAGAUGGACAGAGCCCUGGUGAAGACUGUGGACUUGGAACUUUCUUUUGGUUUGAGUUUCACACCUUGUUUUUUUAUAAUGUUAUUGUUGUGUGUAUGAUUUGUCUGAGUUAUUGAGAGUCCUGUGUUGAACUUUUUUUCUUUGAUGAUGUUAUGUGUAUAUAGUUGGUUAGAAGUGGGUCCAAUUGUGUGAAAAUAAAUACUACUUCUCAGAGGCUACCAAAGCAUUUAUCCACAGAAAUUGUGUACAAAAUAACAUCAACCAGAAGUCUGUUCUGUUUUUUGUUAAUUUAUUUAGAUUUUGUUUAUUUCAGUCAUUGUCAAAUAGCAUAUCACUAACACAUCAUUGUAUAUCAUGUAGCUUAUCCUAAUAUUCUGUGUUCAGUCAUACAUUAAGUGCUUUGCUGAAUCCAUCACCACAAUUGGCAAAGCUUUUACUGAUACUAUUUUCCUAACAAUUUGGACUAUUCUGGUUUAGAUCUUCCGCAUAGUGAUAGUCUACUGGCAUUCUUUCAUUUCAGCAUUUUUAUUGAUUAUUGUGUAACUUGUUAGUUUGAGAACAAAACUAUUGUUUGGUUUUACUUCCAUCCACCAAAUAAUGAACAAGUUCACACACAUGUUAUCUCCGCUGAUUCAUUAAAUUAGUUUAAAUUCAAUUAAUUCAAUUCCUGGGGUGACUGAAUCAAAAUGGACACACACACACACACACACAAACAUGAAUACACUUGUAUUUAACUCAGAGGAAGCGGUUGAAGCUAAACCAAUGUCUAGACAUUCUCUUAAGAGCUGCGGUGAAGCUGGAACCUAGCCUUAAUCUGCUGCCUCUUUCUGUAUGGCUGUCUCUCAUUGCUCUGUCAGUUAGGUGCCUUGAUAUGAUACUUCCAUGUAUGGGACUUAAACUCACAUCCUGAAAGGCUGUGUCGCACCAAGUAUAAAUCUCAAACCAUUUCCUUCAUUGGUUAAGAGAUAUAUUGAACUCUUACUUCUUUUGGGUACCUAAAUCAAAGGCUAGUGAAGUGAUUUGAAGCAAUGGGGUUUGUGAGAUAAGCUCACUAAGUAGCUUGUCAAGAGCAGAGGUACAAACACAGCAUUCCAAGACUUGAUUUUCAGAUUCUUGCUUUUGUUCUUUAUAGUGUGACUUUGUCGUCUAUGCAGCUUCAGUUUGAAAAGAGGGGUUCUGUUGUGAUGGAGGAUUUACAAUACUGUACUUGAAACAAAAAGGUCAAUGUUGUUGAAGCUUCCAAAUAAUUGAUGAAGGAUUAAUGGCUAGACCCUCAAUUUUACUAUUCAGAAAUGUAUAGGGCAUUGAGAGACAGGACAAAUAUGUAUUUUGAUGUUAAACUGCAAUCUAGGAUGUAUUCGCUAGGAACCAAACGGAAGGGACUAACCUGAACUUGUCCAAUAAGAAAUGCUUGUUUUCGUUGCAAAAUGUUUUGCUACAGUUUGCGAUGGUGUGCACUAAUGAAUACACCCCUGUAGUCAGGAACUGGGCUGCGUUCAGUAUGGGGGGGGGGGAAUGGUGUGCAACAUUCAAUUAAAUGGAAACGGUGCUGUUCUGAACGACCAGUUGAAAAAAAGGGGAGGGGUUGGGGAACGCUGUCAGCAUGUCCUCUGCCCUUUAAAUAUGUCACUCAUUGCUUCACGCCACACCCUACCAAAUGGAGCAAGUCGGUUCAAGAACGUUGAAGAAUGUUUUCGAGAAACGUGUCGUUCAGUACAAACCGUCACGCACCGUAGCAAAUGUUUAAUCGAACUGAAUGUACCCCUGAUAUUUUCAAUUGGCUUUGGGCUGCACCUGUCUCUGCCUUUUUUGCUUAUUCAUGUGCACUAGUGUGAAUGGUUGUGUGUUACUGUGAUGAUGUCAUACUGACUUGAUGAUAAUAAUACCACAGAACUGGGGAUGAAUUACACAUUUAUUGUACAUUUAAGAUUGAUUGUAAAUAGUUCACUAUCAUAUAUCAAUAUACACAUACCGACGCACUUCCAUUUCAGUAUCUAUCCAUAUCAAUAUUUUUAUUUGGUGAGAUGUAUGGUUUCAUUAAAAACAUAAGAAUUCCUGGUGGUUUGGAAUGUUG